Asparagus officinalis (garden asparagus) is the source of this 630-nucleotide messenger RNA. RefSeq names its product NHP2-like protein 1 homolog. The transcript is spliced from 4 exons. Gene Ontology annotation, cellular component: small-subunit processome; nucleolus; precatalytic spliceosome. NCBI's taxonomy places the organism in Eukaryota, Viridiplantae, Streptophyta, Magnoliopsida, Asparagales, Asparagaceae. The coding region runs from base 85 to 405 and encodes 106 amino acids. The record is from RefSeq and is a predicted model, not a curated record. Gene Ontology annotation, biological process: ribosome biogenesis; mRNA splicing, via spliceosome; maturation of SSU-rRNA. Gene Ontology annotation, molecular function: RNA binding.
AAACUUGUGUUUUUUUAGGGCACGGAAGUUGCUGUGAAUCCAAAGGCGUACCCUUUAGCGGAUGCUCAGCUAACAAUUACGAUCAUGGAUUUGGUACAGCAAGCUGCGAACUACAAACAGCUCAAAAAGGGCGCGAAUGAAGCGACGAAGACGCUGAAUCGAGGAAUAUCGGAGUUCAUUGUGAUGGCGGCCGACACCGAGCCGCUCGAAAUCCUUCUACAUCUUCCUUUGCUUGCCGAGGACAAGAAUGUCCCCUAUGUAUUUGUCCCUUCCAAGCAAGCACUUGGUCGAGCUUGUGGAGUUACAAGACCUGUGAUUGCCUGCUCGGUGACUAGCAACGAAGCUAGCCAAUUGAAGAGCCAGAUACAGCAACUCAAGGAUGCUAUUGAGAAGCUCCUGAUCUGAAUGUUGAAAACCUUUCGGCAUGAUGGGCCUCGUAGCCAUCAAAUCCCAGCGAAAUGGAGGCUUUGACUGAUUUUGGGAUUUUGUAUUGUAUUGUUACCUUUGGCUUUCUGCAUUUCUGGUUGUAUGGGACUUCAUGUUAUAACUGAAUAGGUAAAUAUUGAAUUGCUUGUUGAGUUGUAGUAUUUGAGAUGUUUGCCCUUGAGACAUCUCAAUGUUUAUUUUCUU